This is a messenger RNA of Salvia hispanica, 438 nucleotides long. NCBI's taxonomy places the organism in Eukaryota, Viridiplantae, Streptophyta, Magnoliopsida, Lamiales, Lamiaceae. The record is from RefSeq and is a predicted model, not a curated record.
AUGCGCCGCUCCCUCUUCCUGCGCAUUGUUAAUGCGUUGUCCGCGCGUUACCCCGAGUUCCGGCUCCAGCGAGACGCCACAGGGAAGCUCUCGGUCUAUCGCCCCUGCAGAAAUGCACUCGUUGCCAUCCGACAAUUGGCAUAUGGAGGGUCCGCCGACAUGUUCGAUGAGUAUCUGCAAUGCGGCGAGACGACUGGCAACGAGUGCCUGAAGAAUUUUUGUCAGGGCGUGCGAGAGAUAUUUGGGGAGCACUACCUUCGCUCGCCGGACGCAGCUGACUGCCAGUUCCUGCUGGAUUGGCACUGGAGGACCCACGGCUUUCCGGGGAUGCUCGGCAAGCAUCGACUGUAUGCACUGGCAGUGGAAGAACUGCCCAACCGCGUGGCGAGGCCGGUUCACUACCGGCUACAAAGGUACGCAUCCCACCAUCAUUCUUGA